UCUAUAUUUAUCCCCUUAUCAGCACCGCAGCCACAGUCCCAUAUAGGGUAGAGCCUGGAGAUAAGGGGGGGGCCACCACAUGCUCCCCCCAUCCCAGGCACUGUUUUUGUCUUCCAGGAGCGCUGACGCACAAUGGCUGAGGAGGAAGUGCCGAAGCCCCCGCCUCUGCGGCGCAAAUCAUCUGCCAACUACCGGGCGUACGCUGUGGAGCCCCAUGCCAAGAGACAAUCCAAGAUCUCGGCUUCCCGCAAGCUACAGCUCAAGACGCUGCUGCUGCAGAGAGCGAAGCGGGAGCUGGAGCGUGAGGAGCAGGAGCGGGCAGGAGAGAAGCAGCGACACCUGGGGGAGCUGUGCCCCCCCCCGGAGCUGGAGGGGCUGGGGGUAGCCCAGCUGCAGGAGCUGUGCCGGGAGCUGCAUGCCCGCAUAGGGCGCGUGGAUGAGGAGCGUUACGACAUGGGGACGCGCGUCAGCAAGAACAUGGCCGAGAUGGAGGAGCUGCGGCGCCGUGUGGCCGGGGGCCGCUUCGUUCGCCCCGCGCUGCGCCGCGUGCGGCUGUCGGCGGACGCCAUGAUGGCGGCGCUGCUCGGCUCCAAGCACCGCGUGGGCACCGACCUGAGGGCCGGGCUGCGGCAGGUGCGCAAGGACGACGCCGAGAAGGAGAGCCGCGAGGUCGGCGAUUGGCGGAAGAACGUGGACGCGCUGAGCGGCAUGGAGGGGCGCAAGAAGAAGUUUGAGGCACCGGGGGGCGGGCAGGCCUGAGGGAGAGGACCCCCCGGGAGCCCCCCACCCGUCUCCACAGACUCCCCCUCCGUGGGAUCUCCCCACCAGUACCCCUCACCAGCUGUCUUCUGGGCAGACCCUCACCUUAAGAACAUCGUUGUGGCAUCCAGUACCUUUAAUCCCUGCCCCCCCAAUAAUUUACCCCCCUCAAUAAAUUACCCCUCCCCCAAUAAAUAAAUGCUCAUAACCCAUAA
This is a messenger RNA of Numida meleagris (helmeted guineafowl), 974 nucleotides long. It is a transcript of the gene TNNI3, whose product is annotated as troponin I3, cardiac type. Lineage: Eukaryota; Metazoa; Chordata; Aves; Galliformes; Numididae. Gene Ontology annotation, cellular component: troponin complex. Bases 133 to 759 code for a protein of 208 amino acids. The transcript has 7 exons. The record is from RefSeq and is a predicted model, not a curated record. Gene Ontology annotation, biological process: muscle contraction.